Messenger RNA from Drosophila rhopaloa, 1227 nucleotides. RefSeq names its product procathepsin L. Gene Ontology annotation, cellular component: lysosome. Lineage: Eukaryota; Metazoa; Arthropoda; Insecta; Diptera; Drosophilidae. Gene Ontology annotation, biological process: immune response. The transcript has a single exon. Gene Ontology annotation, molecular function: cysteine-type endopeptidase activity. The record is from RefSeq and is a predicted model, not a curated record. Bases 20 to 1030 code for a protein of 336 amino acids.
UCGCAGUGUGCAGUUCGCCAUGAGCUCUCUUUGGCUAUUUGUGGUGCAAGUACUUUUCCUUCUGCCCCUCGUGGAAUUCGGAAUGGCUCUGGUGAGCGAUGCGGAGUGGGCAGAGUACAAGGCUCAGUACAAUAAGCAGUACAAGUUCAACGACAAUUUUCAUCGGGCUUUGUACGACAAGAAGGUCGUAGCCGUGGCCAAUCACAACAGGCUCUACGACCAGGGCAAAGUGGGAUUCAAGAUGGGACUGAACGAGUUCUCCGACACAGAUCAGAGUGUGCUCUUCAGGUAUCGUACGUCGAUGCCCAUUCCUCCGGAGCCCUUCACUGAGGGCGUGACCAAGUCGCCGGGAUACAAGAGCUACGACCAGAUAACCGGGGGCAUAGACUGGCGGGAGUACGGCUACAUCUCGGCCGUGGGAAACCAGGGCACCGAGUGCCUCAGUUGCUGGGCCUUCUCCGCCACGGGCGUCCUGGAGGCCCAUCUGGCCAAGAAGUACUCCAGGCUGGUGCCACUGUCGCCCAAACACCUGGUGGACUGCGUUCCCUCUCUGAUUAAUAACUGCAAAGGAGGCUGGGUCAGCGUGGCCUUCAACUAUGUGAGGGAUAAUGGCAUUGCCACCAAGCAAUCCUAUCCCUACGAACCCAAAGUUGGGGCAUGUCGCUUGAAAAACAUCAGAAGGCCGGGCAUCAUUCGUGGCCAUGUAACUCUAACCAGCCGGGAUGAACGGGAACUGGCCGAAGUGGUCUACAACAUUGGACCCGUGGCCGUGUCCAUUGACCAUCUUCAUGUGGAAUUCGAACAGUAUUUCGGUGGCUUCCUCAGCAUUCCGACGUGCAGGUCCGAUAAAAUGAACCUCUCACACUCCGUUCUAAUAGUGGGCUUCGGAACCCAUCCGCGGUGGGGCGACUACUGGAUAAUCAAGAACUCCUAUGGAACAGCCUGGGGCGAGAGUGGCUACUUUAAGCUGGCUCGGAACGCCAACAACAUGUGUGGCGUGGCAACCCUUCCCCAAUAUCCCCUUGUAUGAGUACAGAUCGUAAUGGAAAUAAAUGUAUACUCACCCAGAUAAUUUACUUUCAUUUUAAUUCGAUUAUUAAAGGACAAGAGAUCGAUGGACUAUUCAUUUUCAUAUAUGUACGAAUGAAUUACGCAUUACAGAUUCCACUAUAUUAUGUAAUCUUUUCUUGAAAUAAAGGUGGCAUCAUGAUUCCCGAGAACUGGAAA